Pelobates cultripes (western spadefoot toad) is the source of this 237-nucleotide messenger RNA. NCBI's taxonomy places the organism in Eukaryota, Metazoa, Chordata, Amphibia, Anura, Pelobatidae. The record is from the annotation of a GenBank genome assembly.
AUGCUCCAGCGGCCGCCACAACACAAAUCCCCUAUAUCAUCGGAGGAACUCCAGAGUGAGGCCAAAGCCAAGCCGCAGAGACAGAAGGCGGAGGCAGCACCGGCCUCUCGGAUAACAAUGUCUUUAACCGAGGACGCAUCGGACUCCACUCCGACCACAAAGGGAGAUCUGAAAAUUCUUCUAACCAAUAUCCAUAAACUGCUGGAGGCUGACUCUGCAAAGCUAAAACUGAGCUAA